CUGACUUUCGCUUCACUGCGACGCUGGUGCUCAAUCCCCUUCAGUCCUUCCUUCUGCCGGUAUACGCAAUGGUUGCUGCUGGGUCGCUUGUUCUUUCCUCGUCCUGUUUCUGCAUUCUGGAAGCAAAUUUGUGUCGAUCAGGCCGAGUGCCUUGCCUGUGUGCUUGCAAUGUUCGGCGGGUGCUCUUAGCUGAGGCUUCUGAGUGGUGUAUCGAGGUGUAUCAUGACAUGAUUUCCGGCCUGUUCUCAGCUGCAGCAUUUCAUCUUCCCUCCAUCCUGCACGGAACAACAUCGUCAUUGACAGAUCGAUCGUUUCGUCGGAAACUCAUCAGCAGGAAAGCGUCUAGGCUCCUCGAAGAAAGGACACGGACGAACUAGAGAAGUGAAGAGGGAAGCAAGCAAUCAUGGAUCAAAUUACUCACAGAACGAUAGAAGUGAAUGGCAUUCACAUGCACAUUGCCGAGCAAGGGACAGGGCCACUGGUUCUGCUACUCCACGGAUUCCCUUGCCUCUGGUACACUUGGAGGCAUCAAAUCCCUGCCAUUGCAAGCGCAGGCUAUCAUGUGGUUGCACCCGACAUGAGAGGAUAUGGGCAGACGGAAGCACCGGCUGACCCCGCCAAGUACACCGCGUUGCACAUAGCCGGAGAUGUGGUUGCUUUGAUCGAGGCCCUGGGAGAGAAACAAGUGUACCUUGUGGGUCAUGACUGGGGAGCAGUGUCGGGAUGGUACACUACUCUGUUCCGACCUGAUCUCAUCAAGUGCGUUGUAGAUCUGUCUGCCACAUUCUCCUUCGUUUAUCGGCAUCCCAAGCACAGCAUCCUGGAUAUGGUGCUUGCUCAAGGUGGUGACAAAGUGUACCUCGUUCAGUGGCAAGAGCCUGGAAAGGCUGAAGCGGAUCUGGGCAAGAAUAUCAAAUUAUGGUAUGAGAAACUUUACACGUACAGGAGCCCCCAACUGCUCAUGGCUAAUGCUGAAGGCUCUGUUGUGGACAACAUGCAAGCUCCGGAUGCCAUGCCCUCUUGGAUCAGCGAGAAAGAUAUUCAGUAUUAUGUGGAUAGCUUCUCAAAGACGGGUUUCACUCCAGCCUUGAACUAUUACAGAAACAUGAACCGAACUUGGGAGCUCUGUGCUCCAUGGGCUGGAAAAGGAGUAUCUGUGCCUGCACUUGUGAUAAUCGGUGACGAGGAUUUGACCAUCGGCUCUGCGAAACCCUACUUGGAGAGCCCUUUAUUCAAGGCCCACAUUCCUAACGGAGAAUACAAAAUUUUACCAGGAGUUGGACAUUUUCUCCAGGAAGAAGCUAGCCAGACAAUCAAUGAGAGCAUUAUCCAAUAUCUGAAGAAGUUCUAGAGACGUAUCAAAUGUGCUCUGAACCCCGCUGAAACCGAAGUAGGUACAGAGGGGUUCUGUCAAAACAUUAAUAAAAAAGAUGCGUGAUUUC
Molecule: messenger RNA, 1442 nt
Organism: Marchantia polymorpha subsp. ruderalis
Lineage: Eukaryota; Viridiplantae; Streptophyta; Marchantiopsida; Marchantiales; Marchantiaceae
Source: the annotation of a GenBank genome assembly